GACGCCAUUUUGAAUUUCGAAGGUCGUUUGUCGCUUUAAAUAUUAAAGCUUACCAUAACCAACAAAAUAAACGAAAUUAGGUCUUUCCUUGUUUUCUUUGUUAUAAACAAAGUUUUUUAGUGUUUUAGAAACGGAGUGACAUAAACAAAUAGACUGAUUUAUAUACAUUAACGUUAAUUGUCAAUCAUAGUGAGAAAAAUGAUAUUUGUGUUCGCAGUUAUAAAUAAUAAAAAAGCAACAAAUUCUAAUUUUGAAUGCGAUUUAAAUUACGAGCAAUGGAUUAGUGUUAUUGUGUGUGAAAGUUAAUCAGUAUCAAAGUAGAAAAUAUUGAACUACGAUUUUGUUGUCAACAUUAAUCAAGAAACUAAUUGUACGCUCCUAACAUAAGUUAAAUUAUGGCUUUCUCUGACUGUGAAAAAGAACAAGCAAAGAACUUUGUGGAUUUCUAUAUUGAUAAAAUUGAAAACCAGAGAAAUUACUUCAGAUAUUAUUUAUCUGAAGACGUAAUAUUGGAUUGGUUUGGACAAACAGUGAAAGGUGAAAAAAAUGUUAACGCUUUCUUGAACAAAACUAUAACUUCUGUAAAUCAUAUUCUUUCUGAGACGGUACCAGCUACAAAAAUUGGUUCUAGAGAAUCACACGUUAUCAAGCCUUUAAAGACCCAAAAAUCCAUACCACUUGGUCUGCUCAGCCCUCCGAGAACAAUUCAACCAAGAACUGAAACUAAAACCCCUAAAAAACAACCGAUAGCUUCAACUAGCCAUUUUAAUAAUAAUAAUAAUAAUCGAGAGCUUCGAAGUAAGCAUUCCAGAGACCAUGGACAAGUUGACGGGUAUCAUAAAGAUACAGAAAUUCUUUCAUCACCAGUGAAAAAAUUGAAAACCCUCGAUGUAACAGAUGUAGUAGUGGAGAAUUUAGAAAUGUUAGAAAGUGAAUCAGAUUCGACACAAAGCAGUCAGAAAAUUAAAUACGUGGUUUCUGAAGGUUGUGUUGAAUUUCAUAAACCGAGUUUGAAAAAAUAUCAAAGUGAAACGAGGUGGCGUAGACCUUGUAAGUUGAGUAUCGCGUAUACGUCCACGAACUGUAACGAUUAUACUAUAUAUUUAAUUAUAUACGAAGGUAAUGUUAAGUGUCGUAGGAAUUUAAUGAAAGAUUUCGAAGCAGCAGAAUCCGAACGUUAAUGGAAGAAUACUGGAUAUAAUCUUAUUGUGAUUAUUCUUUAUUAACAUUGUUGUUAUUAUUGUUGUUUUUAUUUGUAUUUUUAUAAAUAAUACGUGAUUUUGAACAUUAGAAAAGAGUGUUUGACGAGACAUUUCAAAGUUAAGCCUACAAAUUUUACAGAUUAUUUCAAUUUUUAGCUUUUUUUUCACAUUUCUGAUAAUAUAUGUAUAUAUAUAUAUAUAUAUAUAUGUCUGUCCCUUUUCUAAUAAGAAAAGGUGAUUAUUUUCUAUUUAUAGAAAAAUUUUUGGUAUUAAUUAAUAAUUGACCGAUUAUCUUCAGUAGUAGUGUUUUUCGAAGAAGAAAAUGUAUAAAAUCUGUAUAAAUUCAAUUUUUAAUUCUACCGACACGAUUUUAUCGAUAAAAUUUGAUUUAUUCCGAUAUCUUUAGGUCUUAUCACAGCCCUUUUUACAUAUUUAAUUGUUAGUGUGACCUAAUUUUUUCCCACAUUUCCGAUAAUACAUGUAAGAUUUGUUCCCUUUUCAUUUUUUUCUGCACCCCUCACAAUUUUUUUCAAUUAUACAAUAUUUUUUUUCUAUUCAUUCUGUAUUAGCCUAAAUUCUAUUGAUUUUCAUCCCAACAGUUUUCUUUGAUUUUCAAAUUAAUAUUGAAAAGAUUUUAUUUUUAUAGAUUCAUAUAUUUCAUGGUAUUUACUGUCCAUCAAUAUCUACUGGUAUCUCAAAGUGUCUUGUAUUUUUAGCUGGCUAAAAUUUUUUGAGACAUCUUACACCUAUAUCUUUAGGAAAUGGCUUGGUUCAAAAUUUUUUUAUCUUCAUACUUACCUUGAGUUGUUUAUUUUUAUUUUGCUUUAUUUAGGAUUUUCAGGAUUUUUUUCAAUCUAAUUGAGAUUGAAAGAAUUUAAAUAUGGGGAUAUUAUUAUUUCUGUGGUCCUUAAAUUUAAUCCAGGUAACCAUCCCUGGGAGUAUGGGAAACGUAAAAAAAAUCAGCACCCCUAUGCUUUGAGAUAUCGAAAGUCUAAACUCCAAAAAUGAGUAUAUUUUUGAGUUUUCAAUAUUAUAAAUGGAAAUCUAUUGAAAAAAUCAUUUGUGUUUAAACAUAAUAAUUAUUCUUGUGUCUUGAAGAAACCGAAAAACAAUUUGAACAAUUAUCUGGGAUCUUCAUUUUGGUGGAUGAAGAUUCCUAGAUGUAGUGAGGGUUAGAAUUGAGGUUUUUCCACUAAAUUUUUUUCCACAUUUUUUAAGGGUUGACGAGGCCUCAUUAAAUUAUAAUAUUAGUUCUGUAAAUCACAAUAUUAAGCAUUGAAAUUUUCUUAAUUGUUUUGAAUUGAGAGAACUAAGAAUCUAAACAAGGACAUAUAUGAGAAGGGUUGAAAAAAUAAGGUGAAUUUAUCAAUAACAAAGUAAAAAGUAAAAUUUGAAAUCAGUCUCCCUCAAAGUAUUGACUUUGGUUAGAGAUGCACUGAUGUUGAAACUCAAUCCGGGACUGGAAGCAUUUCUGGUAGACUUGUUACUAAGUAGCUUUCAUCUGCUCUAUUUUGGCAUUUUCUGUCCUUAACUGAUUCUUUUCAAUCACCAGUACCACUUUUAAAUAGUUUUUAAAGUUAUUAAAUGAUCACCGUAAAUAAAUUUCCACAUUUCUUAAUCUUCUUUUAUAUUUUCAUUUCGCAACAACAGAUACUGCAAAAACUGAAUUAGCUGAUUAACUGGAAUAAGGAGAAACUUUUUGUCUCAAAACGGAUAUAGCCGAUAUAAAAAUUUAUACACCGUAUUUUUUAAUCCUACUUUGUAUUAUAUCCUAUUUUUUUAAAUAUGAAAGAUUAUAAUUUUCCCAGUGUUAUUUCCCAUUUAAAAUGCUGCCAAAAUCCCUCUUUUGGGACAUCCUGUAUAUAAAGUACAUAUGCGUGUGACAAUAAAUUGUAAAUUGUGAUUUAUCGUUGUGCCGCACAUAAACAGGUACAUGAAAUUUUAAGUAUUGUUUAUAUUUUUUAUAAUGUAAAGUUUAAUAAAAAUAAAUAUAU
Diorhabda sublineata is the source of this 3196-nucleotide messenger RNA. RefSeq lists its product as uncharacterized. The transcript is spliced from 4 exons. The record is from RefSeq and is a predicted model, not a curated record. The coding region runs from base 396 to 1181 and encodes 261 amino acids. NCBI's taxonomy places the organism in Eukaryota, Metazoa, Arthropoda, Insecta, Coleoptera, Chrysomelidae.